AUGCCUUCCUACGAACACUUUCAAAGUUCCGGCCGGACGCCCCUGCGUGUCUACAACAAGCAGCCAACAUACGAGACCUACAUUUCACCCUAUGGACCAAAAACUAAACACGUUCCCAACCUCAUGGGCUUGAGCCUGCCAAAAGUUCUCCGUUACGGCUCUAUUGCUUCAGGUUUCGGCGUCGCGGCUGGCGUCUUUGCGAUCUUUUUCUUCGGCGAAAUCCCUCGCGUGAGGCAAGAUAUUCUGUCCAAGGUUCCCGUCAUCGGCAACUACUGGAUCAGGGAGGUGCCGCCGGAGGAUAACCCUUUCUAA
This is a messenger RNA of Fonsecaea monophora, 312 nucleotides long. RefSeq lists its product as hypothetical. The coding region runs from base 1 to 312 and encodes 103 amino acids. The transcript is spliced from 2 exons. Lineage: Eukaryota; Fungi; Ascomycota; Eurotiomycetes; Chaetothyriales; Herpotrichiellaceae. The record is from RefSeq and is a predicted model, not a curated record. Gene Ontology annotation, biological process: mitochondrial electron transport, ubiquinol to cytochrome c.